This is a messenger RNA of Zasmidium cellare ATCC 36951, 1374 nucleotides long. RefSeq lists its product as uncharacterized. Gene Ontology annotation, molecular function: ATP binding; protein kinase activity. The record is from RefSeq and is a predicted model, not a curated record. Gene Ontology annotation, biological process: protein phosphorylation. The transcript has a single exon. Lineage: Eukaryota; Fungi; Ascomycota; Dothideomycetes; Mycosphaerellales; Mycosphaerellaceae. Bases 1 to 1374 code for a protein of 457 amino acids.
AUGGCGAAGAGCGUUCUGGAAUCGGUCACAAGGAAGGAGACCCUGCGUAAAUCUUCCUUCUUGGCAGUAGGUUCUGUCAUCGACAGAAAGGCUUUUGUUUGGAAAAAGGAGGCCCUCGACUCAGUGAUCCACAAGAUAGACGACUGGCAGAAGCGUUUCGAUCCGCCUUGGUUUCUCAUCGUCAGGUAUAGCAGCUCAGCGAUUGAUCAGCAGCUGCAGGCGGGAAACACAUCGAUGGCCAGGAGAGGCGCACCGAACGCCGCGAAAGACCCUUUGGCUCUUGUCAGCGGAAUGAGGGCAGCCAUAAUGCCAAGCAGCAACCAGAGAGGACCAUUAUUCUUACCAGAAUGCGCUAUGGAGACAAGCCCUAUCACACACUCAAGUGCACGGCUCGGACGCUUACUUGGUGGGGACCAGAGAUGGUACAUCGUUGACAGCGUCUCCUUCGAGUCUCGUGUCGACAUCAGUCAGUUAUCUCGAGACGUACGGCAUCUCGCAGCAAAGCUUUGCCAGGCAGAUCCAAUAGCUUUUGGAUUGCUGAACUGCAAAGGAAUUAUGCCGAUCAGCCAGCAACACGAUUCGUCUCAAGGAGCCUCCCAGCGGCAGCCAAUUGCGCUGAACAUAGUCUUCCGGAUACCACCAGGCAUGGACACACUCUUCUCACUGCGACAGAUGCUUCUUAUGCCUGAUUUGCGGAUGUCGGUUACGAGGAGGGUGCGAGUCGCGCGAGAGCUUGCGAAGUCCAUAAGCUAUGUGCAUGUCUUCAACUUCGUACACAAGAAUGUGAGGCCAGAGUCUGUGCUGUGUUUCGAGGACACAACGCAGUCUCGCAGCCACACCUUCCUCGUGGGGUUCGACGCAUUCCGAGCUGCUGACGGCGCGACCAGGCUCCAGGGAGACAUGUCGUGGGAGAAGAACCUCUAUCGUCACCCAGAGCGGCAAGGGGACUUUCCCUCCGAGAAGUACAACAUGCAGCACGACAUAUACAGUCUUGGCGUGUGCUUGCUUGAGAUUGGACUUUGGGAGUCGUUCGUCGAGUACACGUACCAAGAUGAUACGCUUCAGCCUCAGACUGGCAAGUGCUACUCUCAAUUCCAGCAAUGGCUUACCGGCGUGUCGUCCGACGCCAGAAUGGCUUUCUCCUACGACCUUCCUUGGCAGGUCAAAGACUACCUGGUGGAAGUUGCACGGAGCGAGCUGCCGGCCAGAAUGGGUGAGAAGUAUGCCACGGUGGUGGUCGCGUGCUUGACAUGUCUGGAUCCCACAAGCACGAUCUCAUCCAACUCGACGAACGAACCGGAAGAGCAAAGCAUGACAGUCGCUGUUCGGUUCAUCGAGAAAACCCUGCUCCUUCUGAACGAGAUCUCAGUAUAG